This is a messenger RNA of Protopolystoma xenopodis, 405 nucleotides long. The record is from the annotation of a GenBank genome assembly. NCBI's taxonomy places the organism in Eukaryota, Metazoa, Platyhelminthes, Monogenea, Polystomatidea, Polystomatidae.
AUGAUUCGAGCUGGUCAGUCCGUGAGCUACUCGCAAAUUCACUAUUCGGGGAGUGGAAUGCAAAAAGGCAGUGGUGUUAGUCACUUCUUUGGCUCGGCAUCGAGUGGCGCCACCGGCAGUCCCGGUCCCUCUGGCCCCGGGCCGAGCAGUCCUUCUAGUCUCGGAGCCGAGUUGGCCGGACUUUCGUUCACAACUGUUGGCGGCGCAGGUGUCAGGCAUUCACAUCCUCCGGGCGGCAUUGCCACCUCUACUGCGGCCGAACCUACCGAGCCGUCAGCUGGAAACCCGUAUCCUCAGCAGCAGUCGGUACGCCGCAAUCUGCCCCUGAAGUUGGCCAACUCCUCGAAAACACGCUCCAGCGGCGUCAAAACGAAGCGUAGUGGCCUCUUUAGUCGACUCACUUGA